This is a messenger RNA of Mauremys reevesii (Reeves's turtle), 6987 nucleotides long. RefSeq names its product ANTXR like (gene ANTXRL). Lineage: Eukaryota; Metazoa; Chordata; Testudines; Geoemydidae. The transcript has 18 exons. Bases 227 to 1987 code for a protein of 586 amino acids. The record is from RefSeq and is a predicted model, not a curated record. Gene Ontology annotation, cellular component: membrane. Gene Ontology annotation, molecular function: signaling receptor activity.
UGUUCGCUCCCUGCGGGAGGAGGCACGCAGGAAAUUGGGGCUGAGUUGCUACUCUAGCAACUCAACCCAGCCUGUUAGCGAGGGGCGGGGGGAUGGGGUUUUAGGUACCGUCCAUCCGGACUCCGAGCCAAGCCCCCCUUCCACCCAGAAAUCUCCCCCACCCCCAGCAGCACCUCUGCCCUUGCAUGGACCAGUGGGGUGGGGGAGCCGAGGUCUGGUUCUGCGCAUGUUUGAGAGGAGAUCGGAAACUUUUUCUUUGCUUCUGAACAGCCUCCGAGGGCCGCGGGGCGGGGGAGGGGGACAGAGAUUGAGGAAGAAAAUGGCGAGUCGCGGGAGUUGCGUGGAGAAAGCGGCUUUUCUCUGCGCCUUCCUGCUGGCCACUUGGAGCCUGGCGUCCUGCGCCCAAGCGGAGCCGGAGGAGGAAGGGCGAGACGACCAGCGCUCCUGUCACGGGGCCUUCGAUCUCUACUUCGUCCUGGAUAAGUCUGGAAGCGUCAGAAACCACUGGACAGAGAUCUACUCUUUUGUCGAGAGCCUGGCUGAGAAGUUUAUAAGUCCAAUGCUGCGCAUGUCCUUCAUUGUCUUUUCCUCGCGAGGCACUACGAUCAUGAAGCUAACAGAAGACAGGGAAGCCAUAAGACGGGGGCUUGAGAUUCUUCAGUCUGAAAUGCCUGGAGGAGACACAUUCAUGCAUGAAGGAUUUAAAAGGGCAAAUGAACAGAUUUACCAUGAAAACUAUGGAGGACUCCGGACAGCUAGUGUGAUUAUUGCUCUGACAGAUGGGGAGUUGCAAGAGGUUCAGUUUUAUUAUGCAGAAAAAGAAGCCGACAGAGCCAGAAGCCUCGGAGCUAUCGUUUAUUGUGUUGGAGUGAAAGACUUUAAUGAAACUCAGCUGUCUACAAUUGCUGACAGCAUUGAUCAUGUUUUCCCGGUAACGGGCGGCUUUUAUGCCCUAAGAGGCACUAUUGAUUCGAUUCUGAAGAAAUCCUGUAUUGAGAUCCUAGCAGCUGAACCAUCCAGUGUCUGUGCAGGAGAAUCCUUUCAAGUUGUGGUAAGAGGAAAUGGCUUUUAUCACGCAAGAAACAUCGAUCAAGUUCUCUGCAGCUUCAAGAUCAAUGACACCAUAACAAUCAAUGAAAAACCGACUAUUGUGCAAGACACCUAUUUACUUUGCCCUGCACCAGUAAUAGAAGACAUUGGACAGGUGGUUUUCCUCCAAGUCAGCAUGAACAGCGGGCUAACGUUCAUCUCCAGCUCUGUCAGCAUCACCAGCACACAGUGUCUCAGUGGGACGAUCCUUUUCAUCGCACUCUUAAUUCUGUUCCUGUUGCUGGCUUUGGCGCUGCUUUGGUGGUUCUGGCCUUUGUGCUGCACGGUGGUCAUCAAGGAGCCUCCACCACCACCCCCUCCAGAGCCUGAAUCGGAUGAUGAAGAUGGAUUGCCAAAGAAAAAGUGGCCAACCGUGGAUGCAUCUUAUUACGGAGGCAGAGGUGUUGGUGGAAUUAAGAGGAUGGAGGUGAGGUGGGGAGACAAAGGAUCAACGGAGGAAGGGGCCAAAUUAGAGAAGCCCAAAAACGCCGUCAUCAAAUUGCCAGAGCAGGAGUAUGAGCCAUGGGAGCCCAAGCCGAAGAAACACAAUGUGAGGAAGCCACCUUCCCAGAGGAAGUGGUACACUCCAAUCAAGGGCAAACUUGAUGCGUUAUGGGCUCUGGUUCGACGAGGCUACGAUCAAGUCUCUCUUAUGAGACCACAGCCAGGGGAUAAGGGGCGAUGCAUAAACUUCACCCGGGUGAAAUCAGACGGAAGCACCACCCCAUACCGCCCGCCGCCGAAGCACGACGCCACCCCCCUCAACAACGCUCCGAGAAGCACCUCGCCUUCGGCCUCUCUGCAGCCUCCUUCCAGGCAGCCGCCUCCUGGACCACCCCCAUCCCGAGUGCCCCCGGGACCUCCUCCGGCGCGCCCGCCCCCACAACCCCUGGCUUAGAGUGCGGCAAAAACCAAGAUUGCUCUCUGCUGAGCAUGGCAUAUUUAUUGAGGCUUGGUUUACAGUCGAAAGAUAGCGAAAUUUGUUGCUGGUCAGCAAAAAAAAAAAAUUUGCCAAGUGUCAGUUUUACUGUAUAAAUAUAUUUAUGCCACACGUGCUGAGUAAACAUUCAGUGGAUAAUUCUGGAGCUACUGGAUGUAGAACAAAACCGAAACAAUCAUCUAGACACAGUAGCAGUGUUUAUAUAGUUAUAUAUACACACGCACACACAUUCUUCAGAUUUAUCCACACAUGACGUUUGUAUGACAUUAUAUGUCCUAUCAUACAUGAAAACCCAAGCCAGAUACACAUGCAUCAGUCAGUUGAAAGGUGCCACCUGCAAAUAAGUUGGGUAGACGUAGGGAAUUGAAAGUUGCUCUUCUCCCCACAAACACAACGUGAACAGGGAGCUGUGAUUACAAGGGAGCAUUCUCCUUGGUUUGUUCUGCAGGGGGAAUUUCCCUGGGUAAUGAUAACAGAGCAAGGUGAGCUAUUCACCAUGCAGUUCCAGUGAUUUAGGGUGUGGAAUCUGCCCUGUGUUGUUUUUUUUCCCCGAGAAGCUCAGUUUUGAAACCAAAAUCUUUGAUUUAACUAGAUUUGGCCUUUGUUCUUAAUUUCAUCAGACAGGCCGUAAAGGCUAAUUUGGGUUUCUGAAAACCUCAGACUGGGGCAGAUCUUUCCAAAGUUCAGGGGAAUGUGGAAAAAAGUUUCUAGGUUUUUUGCAUUUUUAAAUUUUCAUUUACAUAAAAAGGCCUCCCACAUGGAACAGAAAUAUAUGUCCCUUAUAUGUGAUUGCUACUGUAUAUAAGUAGCAUGCUUGAUACAUCAGACAUACAUGGGAACACACAGGGACUGAUCCCAUGUCUGUUUCCCAUAGACUUCACUGCUAGCAGGAGCAAAGGAUUGAGCUCUUUUGUGAUUCAGAUGAAAACAUAUCUGAGUCCUUUUAUAUAUCAGAGACCCCCCUGCCCUCAAUAUGGAACAUUACUAACUAUCUGUGUGUAUAAAACACACCGAAUCUGAUCUGACAGAUUUGGGCUUUUCUUUUGGUUUUUAUUCAUGCUAAACCUGUGGGACUCCCAAACAUUGAUGAGCCUCAGUUGUGUCUGACACUAAGCAGAGACACAAGUGCAUGCAUGUAGGUGGGGAAUAUCUGACGUGGGAUUACAGGGUGCCUCAUGACUGGAGCUUGCUAAAUGCUAAAGCCUGAGUGGUUUGUACCCAGCUCAUCCCUAGUGAAGCAAAAUAACUCAUGGACUUACAUUGCUCGCCCCAUCCUGUAUUAUACUGCACCAGAAAGGGUGUCUUCAGAGCCACGUGUAAAUGGUAUUACUGGAAUCGUAGAGAGGAUGUCCAUGUUGCAUCAUAGAAUCGUAGGAUUGGAAGGGACCUUGAGAGUUCCUUGCACUCAUGGCAGGACUAAGUAUUGUGUCUUAUUGGCAUGGUCUAUCUGUUUGUGUAGGGGAGCAGGUACAACCUUGCACCUGUUCUUGGCCAUAUAAUCCCAAGAGGAAACUGUAGUAAUGCCUUGCAUUUACUCUCGCUUUAUGGCAUCUGCACGCUUUAAGUGGCCUUAGGGUAGAUGAGAAUCAGGCUUGUUUUUUCCAGUGGAAAUGCCCAGUUGCAGAACCCAAUAACUAGCUCCCACCAUUCUAUGCUGAUCAUCGUUACAGGCUGUGUGUACAGAACAGAGAUGAUAAAGGGCCCAACAAGGCCUAAUUGGUAAAGACACACAGUGCUAUGGCAUGUUGUUGGGCCAUAAACUCAGCUCACAGGAAUCAGGGUAACUCCACAGAAGUCAGAGGAGCAGCAUCCAUUUACACCAGCUGCAGAUCUGGUCCCAUUGACUACACUGGAAUUGCUCCUGGUUUAGACCUGAGACAGCAAAGCACUGAAGAAUGUGGUUAACUUUAGGUCUGUGAUUAAAUUCCAUUGAAGUCAAUAGGAUUAUUUGCAUGCUCAAAUUGGGGCCUCACAGUGCACUGAGAGGAGAAUCAGGUACAUUACUUAUAGCUCGGUCCAGUCCUACCUCCCUUACUCCACAUGAGUGCAGUCUGCCGGGUUGGCCCAUACAUGGCAGAGACAGAGAGAAUGGCUUGUGUGGGUUAACAUCUCCUAUCUGGAUUACUCCCCCUCCAUUUAAAGCAUUUGCUUUGAGAGCAACACUGCCAUAUCUGCAGCCAAUGUGAUAUCUAAUUAGUCAGCAGUUGUUUGUUCUCACUGCUUUGAGUUGAAUGACAAAAAUAAUGUGUCUUAUUCUCCAUUUCAGUUAUGGCGAAACUCCACUACCUUCAGUGAAGGGACUGGAUGAGCCGGGGGAGAGUGGGAAUGGGCUGCCAACUCUUUCAUGGCAAGACCAUCCAUUUAGCCCAGACUGGUAAUGACUGGAAGUUGGUAUUGCCUGAUAUCUCUUUGGAGGCCUCUGUGAAAUGAGUUGGUGGGGCUCAGCCCAGCCCCUAGCGGACAGGUGUCUACAUCACAAUAAGCAGUUGGCAUUAACCGUCCCUCUUGUUGGCAAUCUCAGCAGAGGCCGAUAAUUGAAAUGACAAAGGAUACUGAACAUCCCUCCCAGCCUCAAGCGCUGUCAUUGAGAUCUGGCACAUUGGUGGCGAAGCUUGUGCGGCUACUGCCUGUGCAUAUAGAAAGGACAUUAGGGUUGUCAGACCUUUCACCAACACUUAAUUCACCACCAGGGGGGACUGAGGUACUAUUGAGACCCACCGUGCUGGGAGCAAAUAACAAGCAGGGGAACUUAACCUACAAAAAUUGGUUCUAUUUAUAAAGUUUUUCUUGAUGGGCCAGGACUACUGUUAGCCAGUGAGAAAAGCAGCCAAAUUCUGUCAUCGCUUACUCCUGUGUAAAUCCAGAGUAGCUCCAACGACUUUUAUGGGGUCACUGCAGAUGUACACCCAGUGUAAAUGCCAGCAGAGUUUGGCCCAGGGAUCUGUGUUACAUAUGCCAAUGCCUAAAGGUUUUUCACAAGCUAUUCAAACAGCUGACUCAUCUGCAGAUUGACAGGUAUAACAACUCUUUUACCUUUGCAAAAAUGUGUCUAGUCUUGGCUGUGCAAGGAAUCCAUCUUCAGUAAACUCAUGUGCACAGCUGGGAUUGCAGUUGCGUGGGAUUCCAGAUGAUGAGAUCCAUUCACAGUGUGACUCCAUCUCUUCUAAAACCACCCUAGCAUACAACUGGAGGAGGGCAAGGUGUUUCCAUUAGUAUCUAUGGCUAGAGAGUUAAAUUCCCAGGAAAUCGCUUUUUGUUUGUAUUGCAAAUCUGCCCCUGCAGUGUCUGCAACCCACGCACUACAGCAUUGUGUGAGCUGGACAGUGAAAUUGGUGAGAAGCAAAAGGGAAACUGACCAGUGUAUUUUCAUUGUUCGAGGUGAAUGCAGCACUAAAUGUAAACCUAGGGCACUGGCUGCAGAAAGGACAUUUGGACUUGUACAAAUCUUUUCCAUUUUCAUUAUUUCAGGAGUUACAAUAACACAGGUGAAGCAAUUUGGCUUUUUUGUAGUCUAUUGUGUCAGAGCCUCGGUUGAUUUAAAUUGGCGUUGCUCCAUGGACUUCAAUGGAGCUGUGCCACUUUGCACCAGCUGAGGAUCUGGCCCAGGAUUUUUAACCUGACGGUGUCCCUUUCACUGGCCUGACAGUUGAAUAUGCUAUUGUUGUUUUCGUCUGUAUGGCCAAUUGUGAUUACAGUGCUCCAUAGCAAACACUGUAAAGAAGUGUUUCAAAGGGAAUGACUCACCAGUACCUUGGAGCCUCCCGUCUCAUUUUUACCUGUGCACCGUGAGUGUCUAAUUCUUUCCCUGGCAUGAUUGGAGAAUCUGGAUUUGGGAGCAUCUGGCACACACUUAACACUGGUGUAAACAGUAAUGCAAAAUGCAAAGCAGUGGAGAAUCAGACUCCAAGUGAUCAGGAUUCAUCCAAGACCAUUGUGGUUUAGCCUAUUAAGGGCUGUGUACCAACCUCAGUUCAUGAUGCAUCAAGAUCAAGGCUGUGGGUCAAACAGUCCUAAAUCUAAAAAGGUCAGCUCCUAUCAUUAGUGAGUGAACUCAGUGAUGGAUUGAUUCAUGAACUGUACCAGUUCAGGUGCACAUGCACCUGUUGUUCUCUAAGCCUUUAUAUUCUUGUCAUGGCUUUUGUCAAUGUGAUCUGCACCAUCCUUUGACUUUUUCAUUUAAAAAAAGCAUUUUCCUGAGAAAGCAGCCCAGCUUCUGUAAAUAUAGAGAGUUUAACACAGAGUAGACAGGACACUUCUGGACUUUACUGCUGGACAGUUAGAGUAAUUUAUUAAAAGGGGCUUGAGAUGAAUAAAUACAGGUGGCCCAGGAUGCUAUGCAUGGGAAUGUGGUAAUACGGUAUGGUAUUCUUAAAUUGUUCUCUGUAGCUUUGGGAAACAGGAAUUAUUGGGUACUGGUAGUACAUUUAGCCAUUUGUUACUGAUCUGAUGCUUUUGAGUAAUGCAAAAUGUAGGAAAACCAGGAAAUUUCUAACUUUUAACAAUGCUUGAACAGAUAUGUAGAUAAUGAUAGAUUUACAUUUUGGGGAAGAGAGAAAUUGCUUGGUUUAUAAGGGAAAACAAUGUACUGUACAAAUAUUUUCUAGAAAGAUGUACGCUCUCAGAAGUAGUGGGGAUGUGGGCUGACAUGACAGCCAUAAAACGUUGGGGACAGAGGAAGUUGAUGGAACGUGUUGGAUUUCUUAUUGCUAAAGUUUAAGGGGGUUCUUCAUGGGGGUUUGUUGCCGGUACAUGUGGUACAACUUUCUGUAACUAACAUGCUGCUUCCAUGUUAUAAUUGUAUAACCUUUAUGCAUUUUGUGCGCCUGCUCCAUUUCUCUGAAAAACCCUGCGACAAUAAUAUCUACAUGCAAAUGUGGGAAAUGUAGCCAAAAUCUCAUAAUCCAACGUAAUGUAGUCUUAAUGGAUUUUAAAUCAGCAAUAAAAGUGCUUAACGGUUA